AUGGGCUUUUACUACUCCCAGUUCCUCGUCACACCGAGCUACCCAACGCAGUCGUUUCUGGGCCAGACUGUAAUCGUGACAGGAGCCAAUGUCGGCCUGGGCUUCGAAGCUGCUCGGCACUUUAUCCGACUCCAGGCGGCGACGGUGAUCCUAGCCGUCAGAAAUGUGGUCGCAGGGGAGGAGGCAAAGCGAAAACUGGAAUUAUCAACUGACAGAGCCGGAGUGUGUGAGGUCUGGGAGUUAGACCUCGCCUCCUAUGCCUCUGUCCAAGCAUUCGCUCGCAAAGCUGCUGCCCAGUUACCUCGGCUCGACGUCCUAGUCUCGAAUGCUGCUCUUGCGACCACCACCUUCAGCCUGGCCGAGGGCCAUGAACGGACCAUCACUGUGAACGUAACAAGCACCAUCCUUCUUGCCUUGCUGCUGCUCCCCAAGUUACGAGAGUCUGCCACGAAGCACCCGGACGCUCCCUGUCCGCGGCUGACAUUUGUGGUCAGUGAGACUCAUGCGUGGACCCCGUUUCCCGAGUACAAGGCGGCAAACACGUUCGAAAGGCUCGAUGACUGGUCGACGGCGGACAUGGGCAACCGAUACGCCAGCUCCAAACUGAUGGAGAUUCUGAUCCUUCGGGAGAUGGCGGACCGGACGUCGGAUGCCGAGCCGCAGGUCGUGGUGAACAUGGUCAAUCCAGGCCUGUGUCAUUCAGGUCUCGCUCGGGAAUUUGGCUGGGGCUUCUGGGUGUUCAAACAGCUGGUUGCUCGCUCCACGGAGGUGGGAAGCCGAACGUUGUUGGCCGGAGCAUCUGCCGGCGCUGAGAGCCACGCCAAGUACAUGACCGAUGGCAAAGUCGAUGAUGGCGCCUUGUCCGGCUUUGUGCGCAGCCCAGAGGGAAAGACGGCACAGCAGAAGCUCUGGACAGAGCUCACUACCAUCCUGGAGGGCAUUGACUCUACAAUCAUGCAGAAUCUGUAG
Aspergillus chevalieri is the source of this 969-nucleotide messenger RNA. Its product is annotated as putative secondary metabolism biosynthetic enzyme. The transcript has a single exon. NCBI's taxonomy places the organism in Eukaryota, Fungi, Ascomycota, Eurotiomycetes, Eurotiales, Aspergillaceae. The coding region runs from base 1 to 969 and encodes 322 amino acids. The record is from RefSeq and is a predicted model, not a curated record.